AUGAAGAGGGGUGAAGAAGAGAAAUUUCUUGUAGAUUAUAGUAAUUCACUCAGACUAAUAGAAGAUAAUGUAGAAGAUAGAACCUUCAAGUUUUAUUAUCCAGUUUAUAACUCCCACAUUUUUUUUCUGUCUGUUUCAGUCAAAGAAGCGGGAAGAGACUUCACCUAUUUUAUAGUGGUGCUUGUUGGAAUUAGUGUUACAGGUGGUUUGUUUUAUGUGAUUUUUAAAGAGCUAUUCUCUUCUUCCAGUCCAAAUAAGAUCUAUGGAGAUGCCUUGGAGAAGUGCAGAUCUCAUCCUGAGAUAAUUGCUGUUUUUGGUGAACCCAUUAAAGGUUAUGGAGAGGCAACACGGCGAGGAAGGCGACAGUUUGUCAGUCACAUUGAAUACGUAAAGGAUGGACUGAAACAUAUGCGUUUGAAGUUCUAUAUUGAGGGCUCAGAAGCAGCAAAGCGGGGAACAGUCCACGUGGAGGUCAAAGAGAAUCCCGAGAGAGGAAGAUUUGAGGUCCGCUACAUAUUUGUGGAUGUUGACGCCUUUCCUAGAAGAACCAUUAUCAUUGAAGACAACAGAUAGCCAAAGGUCAAAGCUACUCAGAGUUGCUCUCCCAUCUCCCUGAAUA
Tinamus guttatus (white-throated tinamou) is the source of this 619-nucleotide messenger RNA. Lineage: Eukaryota; Metazoa; Chordata; Aves; Tinamiformes; Tinamidae. The record is from RefSeq and is a predicted model, not a curated record.